AUGGCGCCAUUCGAGGCCCUUUAUAGAAGGAAAUGUCGUUCUCCAAUCCAUUGGAGCGAUAUGGGCCAGAGAGUGGCUCUUGGCCCCGAUGUAGUGCGGGAGGCGGAGGAGAAAGUCCGCCUCGCCCGCCAACGAUUUGCUACGGCGCAAUCUCGAUGGCCUCCCAGUUCCCCCACGCCACGACCACCAAAAACACCAUCCCAUCCAUCGGCGCGGCGUCUACUCCUCCACGGCAGCCGCAUUAAUUUCCUCUUCCUCCCCUCCGGUGGCCACGCUUCCCCUACUCCCAAGCCGCGUCUGCUCAGGUGCGGCCUUCCCCGCCCCACCACUCUCCCGCGUGUCUCAAGUGCGCCCUUUCCUCCUCCUGCUCAGGUGCGCCACCUUCGACCCCCUUCCCCCACCCUCUCCGUCCCUGGAUCUCUUUAUGAGUGGAGGGGAAUACUUAUUAGAAAUUACAGUUUUCUUGUUGACUUGGUGACUCUGUUAAUGGCACUAGGUCAUUAUUUGAUGAUCUGGUGGCUUCGAGGAAUGGCGUUUCAUCUAGCCGAUGCAGUUAUUGUUCUGAACUUGCGUGAUCUCGUAACUGCAAUUUUCAAGAGGAUUAAAGCAUACAUUAAGUUACGGAAGGCCCUAAGUUCACUAAAAAGGGCGCUUCCUGAUGCUUUGUAUGAAGAACUUUGUGCAUACAAUGAUGAAUGCGCCAUCUGCAGAGGGCCGAUGGCUAGGGCUAAAAAGCUGUCAUGCAGUCACCUUUUUCAUCUUGCUUGCUUGCGGUCAUGGUUGGAUCAGGGAUUAACAGAAGUUUACUCUUGUUCCACAUGUCGGAGACCUCUCUUUCUAUCUGCUCCCCAGAGGCACACUGGUUCCAUUGCGGAAGAUGCUGCUGAUGGUCAGCAACUUGCUAAGCAGUUCAAUUUGGGGUUGAACCAGCAAGGAAUUCCCGGACAUGCACUGCCUGUUGGUGCAUUUCCUGAUCAGCAACAGAAUCCUUCUGAUGCAGUUUGGAGUAGAGGUGUUGGCCUUGAUUCUGGCUGGGUGCCAUCUUGGUCAAAUUCUGGAACGGAGGGUGCCGGCUCAUCCAGUGCGAUCUUGACAUAAUCGUUUGCACGUUUAGAUGGGCUGAGAUGUCUAUGCCGAGAUUCUGCAAUUUCUCGGUAGAUGUAAGCUAUCAAGUACCACGCUAAGGUGUAUAUUCCAUCUCUAAGUAUGGAAAUAGUUAUACAAAGUGAUUUCUUUUAGUCAUACAAAGUGAAACAAUGCUGCAGUCUUUAAGGAAGUCUGUCCUAUUAUUGUUGUAACAAAUAUUGACUUCCAUAAUGGUAU
Messenger RNA from Ananas comosus (pineapple), 1323 nucleotides. RefSeq names its product E3 ubiquitin protein ligase RIN2-like. Bases 1 to 1098 code for a protein of 365 amino acids. The record is from RefSeq and is a predicted model, not a curated record. The transcript is spliced from 8 exons. Gene Ontology annotation, biological process: ubiquitin-dependent protein catabolic process; positive regulation of plant-type hypersensitive response; protein ubiquitination. Gene Ontology annotation, cellular component: ubiquitin ligase complex; plasma membrane; cytosol. Gene Ontology annotation, molecular function: ubiquitin protein ligase activity. NCBI's taxonomy places the organism in Eukaryota, Viridiplantae, Streptophyta, Magnoliopsida, Poales, Bromeliaceae.